UAAGGUCAUUAAAAGAAUUUGGAAAGUCAUUCGUAUUGAAAUCAUGUGGGUCAUCGUUGCUAUUCUGUUUUCUAUUGAAAAUUUCUGUUUAUCUUGUCGAAUAGAAAGUUCACUUCAUGGAGUAUACAAAAGACAAUCAACCAAUUUGAUGCCUGUUGAAGUUAUUGGAAGACAAAAUGUUGUUUAUGAGGAGAUUACUCUGACAGCUACAUCAAUAAGUAACUAUGGAGAUUGUUAUACUAAACAUGGACCAUCAUAUAUUAUGGGAUUGAAAAGAAUGGGUCGCCCGAUCUGUUUCCGAUGUCUUACUCCAAUUUUACUGUCUCAAAAUGUUCUUCAGUUGGCACAUCAAUAUGAAGAAAACUGCUAUGAAACCGAAAAAGAAGCGAAAAUGACAUGCUUCGACUCGGCUCUUGUAACUAUUUCAGAUGGAAAUUUAUUGUUCCGAACUUCUGAUGAGCAAGCAGCAAGUUGUAGUCCGAUUGAUGGAAGAUUUGAUGUAUCUUACCGUAUGAAUGAUGCUGCUCUCAGUUGUGAAUCUGGUGAAGGAUCUACAGCAAACACUUGUGAUUCGUCUUCAAAAAUUCAAAUUGAUUUCAAAAACUGCUCAUUUCCGGAUUUUCAAAUGUCUCUUCGAUGUAUUGGAUCCUGGAGAGACAAAAAAAAUCAACAGUAUUUUAUAGUGCAAAACGAGGAAAAUGAAGAAUAUCGCUGCGGGAUUGUUAUAGAAGACACCAAUGUCAAAAAACUAUACUUUGCGAAUGGUUCAUCAUGUUCAUCAUUAUCCAUGAAAACUGCAUUCGAUAGUUAUUAUUUCCAUUCAGGAGCAGUUGCAAAACCGUUUGCUCCGUGUGCAUUUCCCGUUUGGAUGCAGGGAGAAUUUGAUUCAAUGAGAGUUUCCUCUCAUGAAUUACAAUACUUACAACAUCAUGUUGGUGCAGUUCCUCUUAUUUCGCAUUGUGUUCAAACUUUUGAGGAUCGAGUAAUGGUCUUCUCCGAAACGAAAUGUGGAGAACCCCUAGGAUAUCAUUGUCUUUUGUUUAAUGCAAGAAGUCAAAAUUUAAUUGAAUUCAAGACAAGUGUACCCACCGAUCGAUCAAAUACCAGCAUUUGCACAAACAAUACUCAAUGGGAAAGUGUUCCAUGGUUCUCUUCAGUUGUUUUAAACACUUCACCAUAUCCAUGUGGUAUAUUUGGAAUUUUUUCAACUCCUAAAACAUUAGAUCAAGAUUAUUGUUACGACGUUGUAUUUGAUUGCACCGAUUCUUCAAAAAUGGAUAUUUUGGCAUACCACUGCAGUGAUGGAGUUAUUUUUGAUUCUCGUUCAUAUACUUGUCUUGCUUCUUGGAAACAUGAUGACCGUCUUUUGAUAUAUUCAAAUCGUGGUAGUGAUGAGAAAGAAUGCUUUGUUACACAUUUUCAUGAAGGCAAAUUAUUUAUGGCUGCUACAGGAGAUCAGUGCGAACGAAACAUUGAUUUUGCCAAAAACCAAGAUUUAAUUAUGGUUUUGGAGGAGAAACAAACUUGCCGAAAUCACACAUUCAAGUCAAGAAAGCCAACAACUCCCAUAAAGCUUCACGCAUCUCCUAUACUUGAAUUAAACACAACUUCUACUCCAGAAGAACAAACUACAACAAUAGACAUAUCAGUUUUAUCAGAUGAAUUCUGGUUUUCUUCAGCAUUCAGAACAAAUCAAGUAACAUCGCUAAUAAUUAUUUUCUUAUUUUUAAUUCAAUAGACAAUCGUAAAAAAAUGAAUUAAUAUUAAACAAGAAAUCGUUGAUCUACUAAA
This is a messenger RNA of Caenorhabditis elegans, 1791 nucleotides long. RefSeq names its product Cation-independent mannose-6-phosphate receptor (gene F35D2.6). The coding region runs from base 44 to 1738 and encodes 564 amino acids. The transcript is spliced from 13 exons. The record is from RefSeq and is marked reviewed. NCBI's taxonomy places the organism in Eukaryota, Metazoa, Nematoda, Chromadorea, Rhabditida, Rhabditidae.